GCUAGCUCCAAAUACGCUAUAAGCACAUCCAUCUAUGGCCGCGUUUACAAAAAUGGCUCGAGUGCAUGUCAUUUUGUGCUUCUUGUGCUGCAAUGUCUUCAUCGCUUCGUUCGCCUCCUCCGAUGAGUUCUUCCAAUGCCUCUCGGAGACCAUACCUAGCGAGUUUGUGUACCCACAGACCUCCAGCAGCUUCAUGUCUGUGCUGCAGUCCUCCGUCCAGAACCCCAAAUUCCUGACCAACACCACGGUGCGGCCGCUGUGCAUCGUCACGGCCUCCGACGUGUCCCACGUCCAGGCCACCGUGCGCUGUGGCCGCCGCCACGGCGUGCGCCUCCGCGUGCGCAGCGGCGGGCACGACUACGAGGGCCUGUCGUACCGUUCCGUGCUCCCUGAGGCGUUCGCGGUGCUCGACCUCGCCAGGCUCCGCGCCGUGCGCGUCCACCAAGGGGAUGCCACUGCGUGGGUAGACGCCGGCGCGACACUGGGCGAGCUCUACUACGCCAUCGGCACCGUCAACCCCGGGUUCGCGUUUCCAGGUGGCGCAUGCCCUACGGUCGGCAUUAGCGGCUUCCUCAGCGGCGGCGGCAUCGGACUAAUGAUGCGCAAGUUCGGCAUCGGGGCGGACAACGUCAUCGACGCCAAGAUUGUGAACGCCGACGGCGAUGUCCUGAAUAGGGCCGCCAUGGGGAAGGACCUCUUCUGGGCCAUUAGGGGUGGUGGCGGUGAGAGCUUUGGUGUCAUAGUGGAGUGGCAAUUGAAGCUAUCGAUGGUCUCAAGGACGGUUACGGUGGUCAACAUCGCCAAGACCAUCGACGAGGGCGCCGCUGGCAUCAUCGCCAAGUGGGAGACGCUAAUUCUCGAGCCGUUCCUCCCGGAACUCACUACUCGGGUCGUCGUGCAGGGCAGCCGGGCAUUUUUCCAGACCCUCUUCCUCGGCAGGUGCUCGGGCCUCGUUUACACGAUGCGCAUCUUCUUCCCAGAGCUCAAUAUGAAGGCGGCCGACUGCCAUGAGAUGAGUUGGCUGCGCGCCAUGGCAUUCAUCGGCCUCGGCACCGCCAACGCGCCCGUGGAGGGGAUCCUGAACCGGACCACCAACCUGGGCACCUACGUCAAGAACAAGUCCGACUACGUGCGCCGCGCCAUCGGCAAGGCUGGGUGGGAGAGCAUCUUCCAGCAGCAGCUCUCCCGGAACAGCGCCGGGCUCAUGAUUUUGGAGCCGCACGGCGGGGUGGUCGGCAGCGUCAUCCCGGACACCAUGACGCCGUACCCGCACCGUCAAGGCGUGCUGUACAACAUCCAGUACGUUGUGUUCUGGUGGGGCGAGGCCAACGGCACCGCGGCGGCGGCGGCGACGGGGUGGCUCAACGGCCUGUACGGGUUCAUGGAGCGGUUCGUGACCAGCAACCCCAGGGAGGCGUUCGCCAACUACCGCGACCUGGACAUCGGUCAGAACGUGGUAGGCAGCGACGGCGUGACGACGUACGAGAGCGGGAGGGUGUGGGGCGAGAAGUACUUCAUGGGGAACUUCCGGCGACUGGCGGUGGCGAAGGGGAAGGUGGAUCCCGGCGACUACUUCAGGAACGAGCAGAGCAUCCCGCCGCUGCUCCAGACAUUUUAGUUAGGCUGUACAGUGUGCACACACGACUACGUG
Molecule: messenger RNA, 1651 nt
Organism: Phragmites australis (common reed)
Lineage: Eukaryota; Viridiplantae; Streptophyta; Magnoliopsida; Poales; Poaceae
Product: berberine bridge enzyme-like Cyn d 4
Exons: 1
Coding region: 35-1618 (527 amino acids)
Molecular function (GO): FAD binding; oxidoreductase activity
Source: RefSeq, a predicted model, not a curated record